Messenger RNA from Colletotrichum karsti, 1017 nucleotides. RefSeq lists its product as uncharacterized. The coding region runs from base 1 to 1017 and encodes 338 amino acids. The record is from RefSeq and is a predicted model, not a curated record. The transcript has 2 exons. NCBI's taxonomy places the organism in Eukaryota, Fungi, Ascomycota, Sordariomycetes, Glomerellales, Glomerellaceae.
AUGCCCCCGAUGCGACUUUGGGCACCCAUUUUCGAAGAACUUCUUUCCUCCCAGAGUAGAAUGCAACUGAUCUCCAUGUUGCCCCACUCACUUCAGGCGCGGCUUCCGCCGCUGCGGGCGAUCCGCAAGAGCGUCAGUUUGCAGACCCUCACCUCCUCGAGCAGACAAACCCACACUCGCUCCCUGUCCGGACUUGAUGGCGCUCCCCCGAACAUCAGCCAGGCUCGUAUCAUCUCGGAGAGCACCGAAGAGCACAUGAGCCUGGUGGCCACCGAGCACCAUCAAUCAUCCCGGACAUACGAAGUCAACACCCGUCCCGAAAGGCACGACCAGCAGCCGCAGCAACAGCAGCAUCAACAACAGCAACAGCAAUAUCAACAGCAAUAUCAAUAUGAACAGUGGGCGCAAAAUCAAGAGAGUCCAGGCGCUGAGAUACACUGGCAAUAUGCUCAGCAAGGUAUGAAUCUGUUCAGGGCUUCUCAAGAUGAAGCGCGCUCUUCUCAAGCCAAAUUUCGGCGUAAAGCUUUCCUAGACGGCGUGGAAUACAUCUUGAGGGCGUUGCCAAACGACUUGAACGAAGGCGAGCUCAGUCGACUGCGCUCGUCAGUGCCCCCAAACUUUAUCCCCGAGCCAACCCCCGGGGGCCGAGCGCAUUCGCCAUUACGCGGCGCGAACGGAGGAAGAUCGAUUCUUCACCGAGGCGUACAGUCUGCCGUCGUCAACAUUUUUAUUCUCAUUCACCUUGCGCUGCCCUACAUUAUUCUCCUUUUGAGAUUUGCGGCCCGCACCGAGAGAGAAUACAGGAUAUCCGAGAACAUCGUGGGCGCCGGUAUGAGCUUCGCCAACACCGUCGGCAGCCAAGGCAUGAGAAUAACCGGGGCUCUCUGUAAUGUGGGCGACGGCAAAGUUGGACAAGCACUGACUGAAGCCAUCGCCUGGACUGUUGAAGGGUUCACUGGGGGCCUUUCUGACGGCGUUGGCGAAGGCCUUACCAUCGUGGGCGCGAGACGACAAUGA